This is a messenger RNA of Peronospora belbahrii, 2613 nucleotides long. Lineage: Eukaryota; Oomycota; Peronosporomycetes; Peronosporales; Peronosporaceae. The record is from the annotation of a GenBank genome assembly.
AUGACAUCGCGCAAACAGGACACGGUCCGGCGUUCCACGUCUUCCUCUUCUUCCUCUGUUGCUACUCCAGCGGCGGCUGCAAUGGCUCGCACCUUGCGCUUAGCACGUCAAUCAGGCUGUCUGAAUCUAUCUUCGCGCGACUUUCACUCGUUUCCUGAGGAGGUUUUUCGCUUGUACGAAGUUUUGGACGAGAACGAGCACAGUUGGGAGUGCGCCAUUCUCCGCAAAUUAGACCUCAGCUACAAUGAGAUCAUGGAGCUACCGAGUCAAGUCGAAACGCUCAAGAAUCUUACAAGUCUCAAGAUGCGUCAUAAUUAUCUGCGCCAAUUACCACUGACAUUGUGGAAUAUAGUGACACUUACAAACCUCGACCUUAGCAACAAUGAGUUGGAAGGUUGUAUACCGGAAGAAUUGGGACAGCUGGUCAAUUUGCGGGAGUUGGGACUCGAAGGCAACCGAUUGACAAUGUUGCCCGAGUCUCUUGGAGAGCUUGUGCACUUGGAGGUGUUACGGAUAGAUAGCAAUCAGCUGCAAACGUUACCUUCGACAAUUGGUUGUCUCCAAAAUCUGAAAACUUUGUCGGCGCAUUCAAAUCAGAUUAUGGAGCUGCCGUUAUCAUUUGGUUUACUUACGGGCCUGUUGACGCUUGAUUUAAAGAAGAACUGUUUGGUAAGGAUGAAUGACGCUCUUCUUGAGCUUGUGUCGAUCAAGUAUAUCGAUCUGCGCCAGAACAAACUGGAAGUGUUUCCGACUUUGCCAAAGAACAACACGUGCUUGGACCAGCUUUUUCUUGGUUACAACGUGCUAUGCGAGAUUCCAGAAGACGUUGUGUUGAGAGUGAUGGAGUCACUCACUGUGCUCGAUGUGCGUGACAACAAGCUGCAGCGUUUGUCCGACAAGAUCCCUCAGAUGUAUCGACUGAAGACGCUUGAUGUUACAAACAACGAUCUGCACGACUUACCUGCAGGACUAGGUUAUCUGAAGCAUCUUAAUCACCUGCUUGUUGAGGGCAACCCAUUGCGUUCAAUUCGGCGAUCUGUCAUUUCUUCCGGUACGGAGCCACUCAAGAAAUACUUGCGGACUCGCGGUGGCCCUCCUGUAGGAGUUGACGCGAUGGAGGAGGAGAUUGAUGAGUUUGCUAUCCGACAGAGAAAAACGCAGGAUGAGCCCAUGCCAGAAAAACUACCUCAAGAGGUUGAGAACCUGUUCCGAAAUGCUGCCGCAUCGGGUAACUUGCAUCUAGUCGACAUGAAACUUCAGCGACUACCAGACCAACUUUGUGCUGGAGCAAAGUACAAUUUUGGAGAAAAUUUGCUUCAGCUCGAUAUUUCCAAAAACUGGCUACAGGAGCUACCUGCAACGAUUGGCGACUUGAAAUCUCUUCGGUUUCUUACUGCAGAGAAUUGUGGAUUGAAGUCGAUUCAUUCUUCGAUCGCAAUGAUUCCGAGUUUAGAACGUUUGCGACUCAGCAAAAACUCGCUGACUACAGACGCUAUAAAUGCCAUGCUCAUCUUGGAAAAUCGUUCUAGUGUAUGUCACUCGCUGAAGGAGCUAGACCUCCGCAACAAUUUGUUGACAGAGGUCCCACAGAAGCUUCAGUAUUUGGAAUCGAUGGAUACUUUAGUGCUUUCGUUUAACCGUCUCCGAGUGAUGGACGGAUUUCCUUGGUCCACAAUGCGUCAGCUCUCUGUGCUAAGCGUUGCUAACAACCGCCUGGAGUCAUGCGGAUCAGUUCAUCAAGUGCCAAAGUUGACAUCGCUUUCUUUAGAGAACAACGAGUUGCGGCAGAUUCCUGCAGAACUUGCGCUCAGCGAGAAUCUUCGCGCCCUCUACCUGGAUGGUAACCCGCAGCGAGGAAUCCGAAACCACAUCUUGAAUAAGGGCACCGAUGCUGUGCUGAAAUUCUUACGUAAUCGACUUCCUCCAGACAUUAUGCCACCUGCUAGCGGCCAUGGGUCUCAGCACCCUGUCAAAAACGCAGCAAGCCCGGGCUGUGUAUCCCAGUCCAAUUCGAAUAACGAUGGAAGCAAGCCUCAGGGCAAAAUCAUUACCUCGAAUACGCUAGAAUCGAAGCAACUUUGUGUGAAUGCGUCUACUUCGCCGUUCAAGUCGAUGAGUUUAAGCUCCGUGCUAUCGUCUUCAGAGCCGCCCUUUGCACCAACACCAACACCUGUACAAUCCACCGUUGCAGAGGCGUCUUCAGUUGCUGAGGAUGAAGUACUACUUGAGUUGAAUACCAAAAUCCUUCAACUGGAGCAGCAGUUAGACGACGUUGCUGUCACAGCGGCAAAACGCUUUGCUUUGAAAAAAGAGUUAGCCAUGACGCGGUCAUUGAAGAUUCGUCAUUUGCGCAAGAUCGAAGCUGUUGCCGUUCACACUUUCGAAUCAACUACCAGUGCACUAUAUGACAUGCAACUGAUAUCCGUGGGUCAAACACUGAGAGCAUGUGUCGAAUGCUGUAUGCAGUCCUUAUUUCUCGUGUCGUGCGAUCAAGUGAGCGCGUCUUGGGUGACUUGUUUUCCAGCACUCACCGUUGAGAACUUUAGACAACCAGCACAAGUGGAUACUGUUAAGAAGAUCGUGUACGAACUCAGCAGCAAAAUGCGGGACUAA